ACCCGAGUCGGGGCGGCAAGAAGCCUUGGGCGGAUGUUCUUGUUGUCGAGUGUAGUGUUUGUGGAGCAAGGAAACGCUUCCCUGUUGGUGCUACGCGGCAGCUUAAGAAGAAAGACAGAGUCAAACUCAAGGUCGAGAAACUGAAGCCGCCUGUUGUUACCGCCCUGUCGCCCGCUUGUUGACGCGUGAACGUGUUAUACCUAUCGUGCUUAUGCUUUAUAGUCGCGGUAGACUAUUACUACGCGUGUAUACGCGGUCUAGGGAUUAUCUACCUAGUAUGGUUUAGUAACACACAUACACACACAUACACACGGCACCGCACACGACAGGGCUGAGAACUAAGCCAGCGCGCACGAGAAUGAACGAGCUGCCCGAAAGCCGACCGCCGCCCGUUGCCCGCUGCCGUGAGGAGCUAGCUGGUUGCUGCUCGGUACGGCCGCUACAACAAACAGCAGCCGCUGCUUGCUUGCUGGCUAGCUGCCGGGCGCGCCCGAGACGGCGUUAUGCAGCACCAAGCCCGAUCAGAGCUGGGGGCAUGCAACAAGCGCCGCGGAUAAAGCCCGCAGGCUCGGGACCGGGCUCGGUGGUUUGGUUUGGUGUGGUGAGCGGCGUGUCGGGACUAUCUGUGAAGCGCAGCGCGGUAAAUACCUUAGUAGCGUGGUACAUAGCGCAGCAAGCAAGCAAGCGAGCGUGCGUGUGUGUGCGUGCGGUGAAGCGGAGCAGAGCAGAGCAGAGCAGAGCAGAGCAGUACCUAGGUACAGUGCAACAACAGCCCGAACAAAAAACGCGACGCACGAACCAGGCCGAGCCGCACAGAAGGCUCGCACGGGCACGGCCGGAAGAAAAAUUUCUUUCUCGAAGCCUUCUCGAAGGGAAAAAAGAACAGCUGGCGUGCCCCCACAGCCGCGAAUCGAAUCGAAUCGGCGGUGGAGCUGGGGGAGCGCGCGCAGUGCUCGCGCAAUGGCAGUUAGGUGGAGAUUUGGGCGGCGUUGAGAUUGCGGCACGCCUGAUGGAUUGGCGGGAUUCAAGGGUCCACGCCUGGGCAGGGUCCGGGGUUUGGGGCGGCGGUGGCGCGAUUGUGAUUGGAACGGGGAGGCUAAUUAAUCCCUCGGCCACGCACCCUCGGUGCAUGUUCACAACUUUUGCGGAUACAGUAUGUACGCUCGCUAGGUACGACUACGCGCGCACGCGCAACCGGUCAGAGUCACGCUGGCUGGCUAGCUAGCUAAGGGCUUCCAAUUCGAAUGGCGAAUGGCGGGGCGGGGAGAUAGGCGCACCGUAUUCUGU
Molecule: messenger RNA, 1287 nt
Organism: Aplosporella prunicola CBS 121167
Lineage: Eukaryota; Fungi; Ascomycota; Dothideomycetes; Botryosphaeriales; Aplosporellaceae
Exons: 1
Coding region: 359-1225 (288 amino acids)
Source: RefSeq, a predicted model, not a curated record